This is a messenger RNA of Trachymyrmex cornetzi, 918 nucleotides long. It is a transcript of the gene Tfb4, whose product is annotated as transcription factor B4. The record is from RefSeq and is a predicted model, not a curated record. The transcript is spliced from 6 exons. NCBI's taxonomy places the organism in Eukaryota, Metazoa, Arthropoda, Insecta, Hymenoptera, Formicidae. Gene Ontology annotation, biological process: regulation of DNA-templated transcription; nucleotide-excision repair. Bases 27 to 905 code for a protein of 292 amino acids. Gene Ontology annotation, cellular component: transcription factor TFIIH holo complex; transcription factor TFIIH core complex.
UAUUAAAAAAAGAGAAUUCCAGCAAAAUGUCGACUGAAAUAGAAACGAGUUUGUUAGUGGUCGUUCUGGAUGUCAAUCCGAUGCAGCGUAUAGUGAAGCAAGAAACCAAGAUACUGUCACAGUGUUUAGACUCUACAAUUGUUUUUGCCAAUGCUCACCUUAUGCAAUCGUCCAAUAAUGAACUGGCGAUAAUGUCAUGCCACGGUCAUGGUGCUAGAUUUCUCUAUCCUUGUGAAAACGCAAUAGAAAUAAGACAAAUGGAUGGACAGUACGAAAAGUUUACCAUGGUAGAACGCACGGUGCGUCAGCAAUUGCAGCAAGUCAUUAAUGAAAUCUCCAUGGAUGUUCCAUUGAAUAUGGAGAGUCUUAUCUCUGGUGCACUCAGUAUGGCAUUGUGCUAUAUCGCUCGGUUGGAGCGAGAAAAAGUUGCUGGCCAGAAGUUGCAUCCUAGGGUGCUGGUGAUUACUGCCAGCAAUGACUCAGCCACGCAGUACAUGAAUUAUAUGAACAUAUUCUUCACUGCACAGAGAAUGAAUGUCAUUUUGGAUGUGUGCAGCUUGGAUCAAGAGCUGACACUCUUGCAACAGGGCUGCGAUAUUACUGGCGGUAAUUACCUGAAGGUACCACAGCUUGCUGGAUUGCUGCAGUAUUUACUGUGGGUUUUCCUGCCAGAUCCCAAUGUUAGAUCAAAAUUGGUUCUUCCUCCGCCAGUAAAGGUGGAUUAUAGGGCAGCGUGUUUUUGCCAUCAGGAACUUAUUGAUAUUGGAUACGUUUGUUCUAUAUGUUUAUCAAUCUUCUGUAAGUUCAGUCCAAUAUGUACUACUUGCCACACGGUAUUCAAGAUGCCAGGACCUAUGCCAAUAAAGAUGAAGAAGAAGAAGAAAAACAUAGACAUCGUCCAUUAAUUGUAUAUUUCAC